Alexandromys fortis (reed vole) is the source of this 3172-nucleotide messenger RNA. RefSeq names its product diphosphoinositol polyphosphate phosphohydrolase 3-alpha. Gene Ontology annotation, biological process: diphosphoinositol polyphosphate metabolic process; adenosine 5'-(hexahydrogen pentaphosphate) catabolic process; diadenosine hexaphosphate catabolic process. Gene Ontology annotation, cellular component: nucleus; cytoplasm. The record is from RefSeq and is a predicted model, not a curated record. Lineage: Eukaryota; Metazoa; Chordata; Mammalia; Rodentia; Cricetidae. The transcript has a single exon. Gene Ontology annotation, molecular function: bis(5'-adenosyl)-hexaphosphatase activity; endopolyphosphatase activity; diphosphoinositol-polyphosphate diphosphatase activity. The coding region runs from base 136 to 630 and encodes 164 amino acids.
CGCUUGGCUCUGCUCCGCUCCGCUCUCCUCCAGCCCUUGCCAGGCCCUUUCCCUGCCCGCAGCAGCUCCUCGGCUGCGCAGCGGCGGCCCGCUCGGCAGCUGCAAGCGACCAGAGAGGCGGCGGCGGCGCCGAGGAUGAAGUGCAAGCCGAACCAGACGCGGACCUACGACCCCGAGGGCUUCAAGAAGCGCGCCGCGUGCCUGUGCUUCCGCAGCGAGCGCGAGGACGAGGUGCUGCUGGUGAGCAGCAGCCGCUACCCCGACCGCUGGAUCGUGCCCGGCGGGGGCUUGGAGCCCGAGGAGGAGCCGGACGGCGCGGCGGUGCGCGAGGUGUACGAGGAAGCGGGAGUCAAGGGGAAGUUGGGCCGGCUGCUGGGAGUCUUCGAGCAGAACCAGGACCGCAAGCACCGGACCUACGUGUUCGUGCUCACCGUCACCGAGCUGCUGGAGGAUUGGGAAGACUCGGUCAACAUCGGCAGGAAGCGAGAAUGGUUCAAGAUCGAAGAUGCCAUCAAGGUCCUCCAGUGCCACAAGCCCGUGCAUGCCGAGUACCUGGAGAAACUGAAGCUGGGCGGCUCCCCGACUAAUGGAAACUCGGCCGCCCCGUCCCAGCCAGAGAGCGAGCCCUAGUAUGUACCGCUCCCGCCCGCCUGCCCGCCCAUCCAUCUGCCCGGACUCCUGCCUGUCGCCUCCCCGCACUUGCCUCCUGCCUGCCAGGAGAGCACCUCUCCUGCCCAGUGCGUCCGCAUGGGCAGGAGGGAGUCUUCUUUUGUUUCCUUGGCAGGCAGACCUCUGAAUCACGCUUGCAAACUGUCUUGAUUGCCAGGCGCUGUUUGCAGACAAUUUGCACGUUUUUUUUUCAGAUGCUUUUCUAAUCGCUUCUUGGUGACACUGUAAAAAUCUUGCGCUCAGCCAGAGAUGCAUGGGAUUUUGUGAAAGGUGCCUUACUGCUUGCCCUGCUCUUCAUGGAUGGUGUGUGUGAGCGCGUGUGAUGUUUUUGUUUGGGUCUUUUUUUUGUCCAACACCCUUUACAUGUGUUUUGCGUGAGUGUGCGUGCGCGCUUUUGAUGCCAGCCUUGUGGUUUGUUUCUUAGUUGGAGGCCUUUAGAGUCCUACCAGCUGGCGGGGGAGGGGGAACGGGGGACAUCUUUUUGUGUUUUUUCCCCUUGUUUUCUCAUUCACAGACUUCACAGUGGAUUUGACUGGAGGGUUUAUCAACGUUCUAAAUGUAUUCCACAAUCCUGUAAUAAAUAUACAUGAACGGUGACACUAAUUUAACAUUUUAUUCUAUAGGUUACUUUCCAAAUUUGGUACACAUAGAAUUGAAUAUCAUCCUUUCCCCUCUUGGUUCUGUUACAUAAAUCCAUCUAAGUAAAAUAUGUGUAGUAAGCAAAAUUGAUAGGCAAAGAAAUGAGUACAAACCUGUUUACCAAAAUUAUAGCUUUUAUAAAUCAAGCAUGUAAUUUGAUAUUCUAAAUAAUGCCGAAUUAUUGAAUAGGAUUUUCACUAAUUACCGAGUAAUCUAAAUUACUAAAUAGAUAUUCCCAGUAAGCUCCGUUAAGAUAUAUACCAAUCCUAUAGAAACUGGAUUAUUGCUUUAUUUCUGUAUUGUAUACAUAAAAAUACCUUUCAUCUAUAAAUGCCGGGUAUAUGUUGGGGGGUCAACUACACAGUAUCAUAUUUUGACAUUUGAACUCUAUUUGACUAAUUUGAGGAGAUUGCUGAUUUAAGCAAACUUCAGUCUUGUUCUAUUAAUCAUACUUUGUUUCAUUUAACAGCAUUUGGAUUGAGCAGUAAAGUUUGCUGAGAUUUUCUGAGAUCUACAGAGAUUGUUUAUGCAAUUUCAAAACUUCCAGUACUUUCCAUUUCCAUAUUGCAUGCAAAAAAACUGUUAUCACUCUGUAAACUCAAAUAUAUACAGCUAAAUAUCCUUUCUGGGGUUCAUUCUAGAAAACAAAUAAAUGAAAGCCUCAAAAUACUCUUGUCUUUUUAACAGACUCAUUUCAGGAAAUUCAGAUAGAAAGAAAGGAAAUCCUGUCUCUAUCUCCUAGUCUCCAAAAGUUUACCAAACAGGUGUGGUGUGAUUUUCUCCCUGGAGUGAUUACUUAGUGCCUACGCAUUGUACAUGCCAAGUACACUGAAAAUGUACGCUGAAUUUUAUAGUUCAUCCCAUUUUCCCCUAAUCCAGUGUACUGAUGCAAGUUAAUUAGGACUUUUACAGAAGAUACCAUAAAUUUAUUUUCAACAUUUAGUCUUAAAGGGCUGAUUUUCCCUCCACUGGACAAGUGCCUACGUUUAACCUUCAAAAAGCUUGAAGUCAUGCUGAAGUCAAAGUAAUUUUGAUAUGCUUGAUACAGGCAUAAGAUGUAUUAGAAACUCAUGUUUUGUUGUUCAGAUUGUUUUUGCAAGAAGGGCUGAAAAAUGGCUACCAAUAAUUCCUUGAUUUGGUUUCCUUGGAAAGAACUGUUUUAAAGCUUUCUUUAGAAGCAUCAGUAAAAGAGGAAGUGUGUAAGAAGAACAGGCAGCUUGUUAAAUACCAGUCAGCACGGGUAGCAGUGCUUCUGGGACACGUGGUCCAACAGGCUCUGGAUCUGGUAUUGCUUCUUUUCCCACUUCCCUUUCUGGGUGCUCCUUUCUAAGAACGAACAAUGCCUCCCUUAGUGGUUGUUAGCUGGGAAGAAAGGAGAAGAUGCUUAGAACAUAUGUAAUACCAACAGCUAGCUAAGUUGUUGUUGUUGUUGUUGUUCUCAGAGAUCUUUUUGUGGAAGCACCUAUUGUAGUUAUGUUCCUAACUAACUGUUUUCCUUAUAGAAUAUGAACUUUGAGGACUAGGACCCAACCUGAAUCCUGCAUAACUCCAGGGCCUCAAAACGGGCUAAAAUUCGGAGACAUUUCUCAUUGACGCUCAUACUAGAAAUGUCUACUACCAGUGAAUUCCUGGUUUUCCCUUUUAAGCUUUGUAACAUACCUGGGAGAAUUGAUUUCUUUAGGCUCUCUCCUGUGCUGACAAGUGGAACUAUACUGGAUAGCUCACAGUGGAACUACAUUGGAUAAUUCACUGCAGGCUUUUCCUGUGUGAAGGGUUGAUGAAGCGUACUAAAUCCUCAGUAAAUAUUUGUUGUCUAGACGCUACAGGAAUGGACAAACCACUAAAACCUUAUUAAUCAGAUUAU